AGCUCGAUUCGAAGCAUCAUCUUCUCCGUUCAGACAGAAACAGCGAAACCCUAGAUGGAUCUCCUGAAGCAAGAGCUCUUGAAGAAGCGCCAAUCUCUAGCCCAAGAAGUGGGCGGCAAGAGGUUCUUCAAGCGCUCCGAAAUUGAACAGAGAAACAUCCAGAAGCUUCGCGAGCAGGAAAAGCGUGAGUUGGAGGCUAAAGCCCUCCGCCACAAUAAUGGCACCGCAUCCUCUUCCACCGCCGCCGCCGCCUCGGCCACCUCUACUCCAUCUUCCGAUGCCAAACCUGACCUCACAUCCUCAUCUUCUAAAGCCAUAACCGACGAACAGAAAAUCGACGAGAUGGUUCUCCCGAAGCAAGAGGUCAUCCGGCGGCUCAGAUUCCUGAAACAGCCUAUUACUCUGUUCGGCGAAGACGACACCGCGCGGCUUGAUCGGUUGAAGUAUGUGCUCAAAGCUGGGAUCUUUGAGGUCGACAGCGACAUGACGGAGGGCCAAACGAAUGAUUUUCUUAGGGAUAUUGCGGAGCUAAGGAAGCGGCAGAAGACGGGGAUUUUGAGCGAUCGGAAGCGGAAGAGUCCGGAGGAUGGGGUCGAGGAUGGGGAGGGGGGCGGUGGAGAUGAUGAUUUGAGCGGUGAUGGGGGUUCUUCGGGGGUGGAUGCUGAUAAGGAUUUGAAGCGGAUGAAGGCGAAUUUUAAGGAGUUGUGUGAUGAGGAUAAGAUUCUGGUUUUUUUCAAGAGGCUUUUGAUCGAGUGGAAUCAGGAGUUGAAUGAGAAGCAGGAGGGGGAGAAGAGGACGGCCAAGGGGAAGUCUAUGGUGGCCACGUUUAAGCAGUGUGCACGAUAUUUGAAUCCGCUAUUCAAAUUCUGCCGGAAAAAGGUUCUCCCAGAUGAUAUCCGGCAAGCAUUGCUGGUGGUGGUUGAAUGCUGCAUGAAGCGAGAUUAUCUAGCUGCAAUGGACCAAUAUAUCAAGAUGGCAAUCGGGAAUGCACCCUGGCCUAUUGGUGUUACUAUGGUUGGUAUCCAUGAACGGUCUGCCCGUGAGAAGAUCUACACAAACAGUGUGGCCCACAUUAUGAAUGAUGAAACAACUCGUAAGUAUCUGCAAUCAAUCAAAAGAUUGAUGACAUUUUGCCAACGACGCUACCCAACCAUGCCAUCCAAAGCCGUUGAGUUCAACAGUUUGGCAAAUGGUAGUGACUUACAAUCACUGCUAGCAGAGGAGAGGUUUUCUGGGGGAAAUCAAGCUUCAGAGGAAAGGCUUCACCUAAUGGCUCCUCCAAAGGAGAGCUAGUUAUCAUGUAUAGAGAACCGAUAUGUGGCUUAGUUAUGAUUGAAUUUUCCUAGUUUCUUGUAAUGUUAGUGUCUAAUGCUUAGGGAUGUUCAGUAACAAGAGAAUAUGAAACUGACUGAAAGGCAGUGUUUGGAAACAAUUCAGUGACCUUCAUGUCCUCUUUUGUAAGAAAUUAUCUCAAUUAUAAUCACCCACAUUAAAUGUUGAUGAUGA
Molecule: messenger RNA, 1506 nt
Organism: Vitis riparia (riverbank grape)
Lineage: Eukaryota; Viridiplantae; Streptophyta; Magnoliopsida; Vitales; Vitaceae
Product: pre-mRNA-splicing factor 18
Exons: 2
Coding region: 55-1293 (412 amino acids)
Biological process (GO): RNA splicing; generation of catalytic spliceosome for second transesterification step
Cellular component (GO): U2-type post-spliceosomal complex; U5 snRNP; U4/U6 x U5 tri-snRNP complex
Source: RefSeq, a predicted model, not a curated record